GCUCUGCCCCAUGACCAACGCCAAGGACCCGAAGGACACGAUGGACCCCUCACCAGUGACCUCCAGCGCUGCGACAGGCCCUGUUACCUUCUCCCAGGUGUUUGGGCAGCAGUGCCAGCUCAUGGAAGCAGCUGUAGAGUCGUUGCAUUCCUUAAAUGACCAGAUCUCUCAUUUUAUCGUGAACAAGUCGAAAACGUUGGACGAAGACGAAGAUGCUUUUUUGCCCAGCGAGAAGGAAUCUCUGAAAAGUUCCAUGAUGCUGAUGAGGCAUCUCCUAAUGGAUGCGCAGAUCUUGACCAAGGACCUGCCGCUUCGUAUGGCGUAACCCAACCACAGGAGGGAGACAGGCAACAGCACAAUGCCAGCAUGAGAGCUGAAAGGAGGUGACCUGUCUCCAAAUGCUCUGCAGGCACCAGCGGUGGAAACCACAGAGGGCCCGCUGCAGGGCCUUGCCUUGCUCUUUGCACUAGGAAAUAAGUAAACGCAUUAGAAACGCUGGGGUGGGAGGAAGAGACUUCUGCCGAGCGGCUUGGAGGGCCGGAUCCGUGUGAAUUGGACGCACGGAGCCAAGGUUUAAAGGGGUUGACGAGGGACGAUGAGCUGGCAAUGCAGCAGGGAGGAAAGGGGUUGCUUAGGUAAUGGCUGCAGGUAGGGCAAGGUCCUGAGCUGAAGUUAAACGGCAAACUAAA
This is a messenger RNA of Struthio camelus australis, 689 nucleotides long. NCBI's taxonomy places the organism in Eukaryota, Metazoa, Chordata, Aves, Struthioniformes, Struthionidae. The record is from RefSeq and is a predicted model, not a curated record.